AGUUGAACUGAAACGAGGCAUUCCAAAGAAGGACCUUCAUUUGAAUCCUACAUUAUUAAUUAAUUUUAAAAGAAAAUAAUCUUUAAUAAAUAUGAAUUUCACUAAGAUUUUGUUCUUUGUCUUUGCUUGCUUUAUGGUGUUUUUUACUGUGAGCGCUGCGCCGGGGAACUUCUUUAAGGAUUUGGAAGGAAUUGGUCAGCGUGUCCGCGAUGCUAUCGAAAGCGCAGGCCCAGCUGUGGACGUGUUGGGACGAGCGGCAGCUUUAUCCAGAGGGGAGCAGCAGCAAAGGGAAUAAGAAAAGACUUAUGUUAUAUGUAUUCUUAUGUCUAUAUCGUGUGUGUUUUACUAAAAUAUAAAAAGAAAACUUUUGUAA
This is a messenger RNA of Trichoplusia ni (cabbage looper), 373 nucleotides long. Its product is annotated as cecropin-D-like. Bases 92 to 295 code for a protein of 67 amino acids. The record is from RefSeq and is a predicted model, not a curated record. Gene Ontology annotation, biological process: antibacterial humoral response. Lineage: Eukaryota; Metazoa; Arthropoda; Insecta; Lepidoptera; Noctuidae. The transcript has 2 exons. Gene Ontology annotation, cellular component: extracellular region.